Parus major (Great Tit) is the source of this 6613-nucleotide messenger RNA. It is a transcript of the gene RNF141, whose product is annotated as ring finger protein 141. The coding region runs from base 1128 to 1862 and encodes 244 amino acids. Gene Ontology annotation, molecular function: ubiquitin-protein transferase activity. NCBI's taxonomy places the organism in Eukaryota, Metazoa, Chordata, Aves, Passeriformes, Paridae. The transcript is spliced from 6 exons. The record is from RefSeq and is a predicted model, not a curated record. Gene Ontology annotation, biological process: protein autoubiquitination.
GAAGGGCAAACAACAGGGAACACUCAUAGAGUGAGAGGAUAUGCCUUGUGGGAAGGGACUCACAGUCUGACUCCUGGCACAAGACACCCCAAGAGUCACCCCGUGUGCCUUAGAGUGUUGUCCAAGCGCUUCUUGAACUCUCAGAUUUGGUGCUGUGACCACUUCCUUGGGGAGACUGUUCCAGUGCUCGAUCACCCUCAGGGUGAAACUUUUCCCGAUAUCCAAGUGUAGACACCCUGGCAGGUGUUUUUACCCGGACUUUUCAGUGCUGGGAUUUGGGUGCUGAGCUCGGCAGGAGCACAAGCCCGGGAGAUCCGGGGGGAGGCGGCUGCAAGGUGACAGGUUGUGCUCCUGACGUGUGUGGCCUGGGCGUGUGCUCACCAAACACUCCGGAGAGCGGAGCGAAAGGCGACUGGAAGGAGAAAAGUGGCUGGAGGGGGAGCGUAUCUGUGUGGCGACAGAAACUGGUCACAACUCCAGCCGUAAAUUGGAAGCUCACUGUGGUGAAAUUGCAUAGUACCUAAGUAUGCUCUGAUAGGGGCUUGCUUGGUGUGCUGUGUUUUUUCUGACACCGUGGUGAGAUCUCAACAGCUGUAAAUUGUGAACUCUGGGUGGAGUUAAGCCCAAGUGCUGCUACAGCUACCUGCGGGGCAAAGUGCUGCUUUCUCUGUGGUGUCUCUCAUCGGGAGUUUGCAACACAGCUACUGUCAGAUUGCUCCGUCUUUGGGUUUAGGUGGCUGUUGUGCAGUUCGCUUGCCCUCGCACACCUCUAUCUGUAGAAGUCUUAAAAGGGCGUGACACAACUGGUUUGCUUGACAGACAGUGAACUCUGCAAAGGCAUUUCGGGGGAAGUCAAAUGCUGAGGGAUCAAGGGGAAUAAGUAGAUAAAUACACGGAGAGCAUGGCAUUAAUCUUUGGACCGACUUUUGGGGAAAAAGAUUUGGGAGUGAAGGAAAGAUGAAGUUGGAGACAUUUGAGCAAGUCACUUCUGUAAUACAUCCUAAAGUUGAGUGUUUUGUGCAGAUAGGAGGUCUCUAAAUUGGUUCAUACUGACAUGGAUUCCUUGGCUUACCAAUUUCAGAAUGCUGUGGGAGUUCUUUUGAUCUGCCAGUAGACUCUGCAAGUGAAUGAGAGCUUCCCUCUACAGAACUGAGGUGAAGAGCUUCACCAUGGGUCAACAGAUUUCAAACCACACACAAACUGUAAUUAACAAGUUGCCAGAAAAAGUAGCAAAGCAUGCCUCUUUGGUUCAAGAAAGUGGUUUCCUAACCUAUGAAGAGUUCCUGGGAAGAGUAGCUGAACUCAAUGAUAUUACUGCAAAAUUGGCUUCUGGACAAGACAAACAUCUGUUAUUUGAAGUACAGCCUGGGUCUGAUUCUUCUGCUUUCUGGAAGGUGAUUGUUAGGAUAAUAUGUACCAAAAUAAAUAAAACAAGUGGCAUCGUGGAAGCUUCCAGAAUCUUGAACUUAUAUCAGUUCACUCAGCUUUACAAAGACAUCACCAGUCAAGCAGCAGGAGUUCUUGCACAGAGUGACACUUCUGAAGAAGCUGCUGAGAGUUGGAUGUCUGUGUCUUCCUGUCAGGCCAGCUUGUGGAUGGGAAGAGUAAAACAGCUGACAGAUGAAGAGGAAUGUUGCAUCUGCAUGGAUGGACGUGCUGAUUUAAUCCUGCCAUGUGCUCACAGUUUCUGCCAGAAAUGCAUUGAUAAAUGGAGUGACCGCCACAGGAACUGUCCCGUGUGCCGCCGGCAGGUGACGGGGGCAGGAGACUCCUGGGUGGUGUCAGAGGCCCCUACAGAAGAUGACAUUGCCACUUACAUCCUCAACAUGGUGGAUGAGGCGGGGCAGCCCCACAGACCCUGACCCUGCCCAGCAGGCUGAUCAUGGCAGAACCACUUGAAGCUUUUGUUGUCCCCAGAGUCUGGAUUUACCUCUCCUUGCCGUUCUUCCAGUCUGUCCUUUCCUUCUCCUCUUGGCUGCUGUGAGUCUGCACUGCUCUCCUGAAGCACAGGCUGUCUGAGCAAGUCUCUGUGUGUGCAGUCUUCGUUAUUAAACUCUUCUAUCAGCAAACUCUUUGCUCAUUAACACAGUUUACUUUAACAGCGGCGUUUGAUAUUAAUUAACAGUUCAAGUACUCGAUGGAUCAACUUGUAACAGCACAACUACAACUGCAAACUGCUGUUUGAGCAUCACAGUGUACUGCUACAGAGAUGAACCAUGGCAGAUGGCUUGACCUCACAGUUCCCACCCUCCAAAGCAGUCCCUUAUUCACAGCUAAUGUGAAUGAAGAUGAUGAGUUAGCACUAGUGGUUAUUAAUUUGAAAUUUUACUGUUGAAACUUGAAGAUGUCCCACUGCCUGUUCUUCAGUAGGAAGUUAUUGCUGCUCUUAGUGUUUACAUAUACUUAAUCUGAUUUGUUAUGACUUUUAGUAUUAAUUGUUUUAAAUCUGUUUCGGAGAGUGUAGGCACAUCUGUAAAUGUAUUUGUGCACUUCCCCUUAUUCUAACAAGACUUAUCUCUUAGAAUAUUUUUUUAAAUAUGAUAUUUAGCAUAGUCUUACUAGCUUGGAAACAUGAAACAGUUUCAUACACAAUCCUAAAAGCAGUAAAUCAGCUUCCCAGUAGUUUUUGAUAAAGAAAAGCUAAAACUAUUUCUAAACAUUGGGCAUAUCUGAAGAGAAUGCCUUUAUUUGAAUUAGCACUUAAGGUGUAGUUUAGUCUGAUGCUGUGGUUUUAUCUGUUCCUCUUGAGUUAUUGAAGUGAUGAGAUCAGAGUUAAAAGGUAUAUGAAGAGCUACAAGUGAUAAUCUAAGUAAGGGUGCUCUACUUUAUAUCUACAAGUGCAAUAUGCUUUUAUGUAGCAGAGGGAAACUUCUUUAACAAUAAUGUGGCUUGGAGAGAGAUGUGCAUGUGACAGCUUGGAAAAGGGGUAUCAUAACUGGAGUGCAACAGUAUUUUGUGUCUAGCAGAAUAAAGUCUUUAAAGAGCUGAGUUUAGACAGUCUAAAAUAGUAUUCAGGAAACCCAUCUUAAGCAUCUUGUGCAUAAAUAGCAUUAUGGAAAUGAAUGGCUACUGUAGAGAAUUAAUUUAUAUAUAUAUAAACAAAUACUACUUUUUCUCACUCAGUAACCUCAAGUUAAAAUAUUCAAGUGUAGCAUUUGAGGGAGUAUCAGCAUAAACAUUACUUACUGUGAGACUGCAUUUUUCCUUGCCAUACCUGUUAAAAUUCCAUGAGGCUUAAGUCCUUUUGUCACAGACAGGUUCUGAACUAAAAGGCAUGUGCACGUGUAGAUAUGCACAUUUUGGUUAUUUUUCUUAAUUGGCUCCAAAAUAACUUAAUUACAUCAAUUUGUUAAAGAAUGUACAUGGGAAAUGGCUUGAGGUGUGGCUUUGAGCUUGACUUGUGACACCAUUGUCAGAUUUACCAUAGGUUUUAAGCCAGAGAAGCAAUGUACCCUUCAUGUGUCUGUCAUCUGAGAGCCAGUAUUUUAGUGUGUAAAUCUGUAUUUAGCUAUGGAAAAAUCCUUUUAUUAGGAGUGUAUAUAACUGAGAUUUUUUUUCCCCUCCUCCUUUCUUAAGCCAUUGAUAGCAAUGAGAUAUUCAGUAAAUGUAUGGAGUGUUUGGUUGCAUAAAGGUGGUUAUUGUUUGGAAAUUGUUACUGGCCCAGGAUUUCCCAUGAAAACAUGUGCAAAUAUUCCUAAUCAUGCACCAGUUUGGUUUCUUUUUGCUUUUUUGAGCUUGCAUUAGUCCAUGUUCAGAACUUUCAAAUAACCUUUGAAUUUUUUAAACUUUUUAUAUCACUGGAACAGAAAGAACAUCUAAAUGAAAGCUUCAAGCUAACUUUAUUUUUCAAGUACUUCAAGAAUUAUACUUCUGAACUGAGAUUUUAUAAGUUGACUUUCUGCUGAGAACUUACAUGAACUUCUUAAAAUGUAAUUUUAUAAUGAUGCAAACAGGUUAUUAAUUGCAGCAUAAUGACAAUUACAAUAUAAACUAAUGCAAAAAUUAUUUAAAUAGUGAAAAAGUAAACUUUUUAUUCUGUACAGCUUUUUUAAAUUAAGUUGCUGUAAUUCACACUGCUGUGAUGUAGAUACUGUAAUGUGUGCCUUGUAAAAUAUAUGUACUGUAUGUUAUAUGGAGAAAUAGAUACUUUAACACUAAAAAACUAGUAAUUUGGUACUGGUUGGUAUUGCUUAGUCUGGAGUGCAACAUUUAGCAAACAAUUUUGGAAAAGGAAUCCAUUGGCAUGGACAUGGCAAUGAGUUCCAGAAGCCAGACCUUGAAAAUGUGAAUUACUGCAAAUAGCUGUUGAUGGGGCAGGGGGGCAUUAGAACAAAUUAACUUGUGUUAAGUGAACAUUUCUUACAGGUUUAAUGUGAAAUUGUAACUCAAACAUUAGAGAUGGUAUUAAUAGCUAAGAACAUUCCACUAUAUUAAACUUUGUGUAUGAAUUGUGCAAUAAAGUUACUUUGAAAGAAAUGUCAGAGUUCUUUUAAGCUUAAGGGAUCCUUGGCUUUAGUACCGCUGAAGUCUGAAAACUGAGUUUUGAGCCAAAUACAAUUGCACUGUACAGGUGGUGUGGUUAAAAGUGUGGCACUGUGGGUCAGAGCUCUCUUAAACUUUGAAGAGUUUAAGAAUCAAUAAGGUAUUUAAGUAUCAAUUAAUUAAUUCUUAUUAAAUAUCAAUUAAGUAUUUAAGUAUCAAUAAGGUACCUGAAUGCAGCUCUCAAAAAAAACAAACAACAAAAAAAAAACUGGCUCAAAUUUGACCUCUUGUAGGUACACAAAUAAACUGGAACAUUCUGCAGUGAUGGGAAAAAUGAACUCCAAUUCUUAGAGAACAUAUUGAGGAGCAGGUUUGUUCAGAGAAAGGAUUUUUAUUUUCAGAGAAUUGUGACACACUUUUUCCCUAAGUUAAUUCAUCAUGUUUCUGAUGGUAGUUUAAAGUGUAAGAAUGCUAAGGUUUGGGAUAUUUUUUUCUUAAUUUUUCCUCAUUUUAAGUAAGUAUUGAGAUAUAUAAUUAAUGUAACUGUUUCCUUUGUCUAGUUACUUGGCUUAUCUGUUUGGAUCUUUCGAAGCCAAGGCAGAAAUGGGAGAGAAAUUAAUUAACAGAUUAGGAAAUUAGAAUGGAUAAAAUGACCAGUUGUCAGGCACAGCAGGAGGUAGGUGUACCAGAGCAAUUAGCAAACCUUUAUAUUCACUAGGUCUGAAGUUUAGGCACCAUAUCAAUGUGAUAGGAGUGGCUCCUUUUUGUUGUGGGAAAUGGUUUAUUUACCUUAUCUUUCCUUUAAAGAAAAUUCUAUACAUAAUUAGAAAUCCAUCCAUUUACUAAUCCAUACUCUUUCCCUUUCUGGAAACCAGGGCAACCACUGAGGUCUCUGUGUUACAGGUUUGAACUGAGCUCUUCAGUCCCACCCUGUAGAGCUGUAUGUGCCAAAUGCAUUAUUUUUGGAAGGAACAUAUUGGUUCUUUGUGCUUUGCAUCCAGCUACACCCUGGAAGAACAGCCCUCUCAGGAAGCCCUAAGGAUGUGUUUGAUGUAAGUAGGAGCUGUAUGUUAACUUGGCUGGCCUUAGUCCUUACACUGCAUAUAUAUAAUGCUUUAAUUUUGUAUUCACACAUUGUAAUAGGAGUAAUGUGACAGUAACUAAGUAUUUUCUUUGGGCUUCUGUUGUUAAGUCAUCCUUGAAGAUAACUUGCCAGAGGUUUUAUCCUCACCUGUUUUAAGUGGGUGAACAGAAUUCUGCUUUAUGAGUGUGACUUAAACAUCAGUCAUUUCAAAACUGAAUUUUUGUUAACUGUCAUUUCUUCAGACGCUUCUUUCCAAGGCAAAGAAUUUAUCAUACAGCAAUAUUUUUUAAGGACUUAAAACUUAUCCUGCUGGGAUGUGUCACUGGAAUUAGCCUGGAUGGAGCUGUGUGCUUUUCCAGUGACCACAGUGGGGGAUCACCAGGUAACAUUUUGCUCUGAGCCAGCCAAUGUUACAUCUGUGAGGGAUGGGACAGCACAAGAUGUUAGUUAACAGAUCUUUACUUACCUCACUAACCCAUCAAAAUUCAAAUAGUAAACACUGGGCAUGGGGUUUGUAGGCCUAAUAUUAAAAGGAAUUACAAGUUUUUUUAACUUGGCUAGAACUUUGCACAGUGUGUGUCUGCUGGAACAAAGAAUACAAUCCAAGAGGUGAUGAAAUGAGCAUCCUUCUUUGAUUCUAAGUGCUAUUUAAAAAUGUUCCAUGUUUUCAGAAAGUAAGCCUAAAGUAUUUGGAAGCCUGCACCUCUGAAAUGUGUAAGUGUAAGAAGGUAGGAGGAGUUUGAUGCAACAAUCUGUGCUUCCAUGCUGAUGCGGUUCUGACCCAUUUUAACAGAUCUUCAAAAACUACUUUUUAUGUGAGGCAGUCCCUAUCCAUCAUGGUGAAUGAUUAAUGAAGGGGUUGUGUUGGUGUCUCACUGUUAUUCAGAUUGUCUCAGGAUUAUACAGACUGUGCUGUUUAUCAGUGUUUUGUGUUGAGUGCUUUGAGAGGCGUGGGGGAGAAAUGCACAUUUCUCAGUUACAGAUGAACUGUACUCCUGUGCUUCACCAGUGCUACUCAUGUACAGAAAUACUGAUUUUUGUACUGAA